This is a messenger RNA of Nematolebias whitei (Rio pearlfish), 2479 nucleotides long. It is a transcript of the gene ppig, whose product is annotated as peptidylprolyl isomerase G (cyclophilin G). NCBI's taxonomy places the organism in Eukaryota, Metazoa, Chordata, Actinopteri, Cyprinodontiformes, Rivulidae. Gene Ontology annotation, cellular component: nucleus. Gene Ontology annotation, biological process: protein peptidyl-prolyl isomerization; protein folding. The coding region runs from base 131 to 2263 and encodes 710 amino acids. The record is from RefSeq and is a predicted model, not a curated record. Gene Ontology annotation, molecular function: peptidyl-prolyl cis-trans isomerase activity. The transcript has 13 exons.
GUACUUUGGCGUCCCUGCCGCGCCAUCUUUAGAAAACAGUGAGCCAAGCAGUGAAUGAAACUUCAUAUUCGUCCCUUGUAAGAACGUGUCGCUGCAUGGACUGAAAUCCUUGGUUUUCAAGGUCGUGAACAUGGGGAUCAAGGUUCUCCCUCGCUGCUUCUUUGACAUCGGAAUCAGUAAUGUUCUUGUUGGCAGAGUUGUGGUGGAGUUGUUUGCAGAUGUCUGCCCUAAAACUUGUGAAAACUUCAGAUGCCUUUGCACAGGUGAGAAAGGUAUUGGUAAAGGAACUCAGAAGCCCCUGCACUACAAAGGAUGCCUUUUUCACCGAAUUGUUAAAGACUUCAUGAUCCAAGGAGGAGAUUUCAGUGAAGGAAAUGGAAGAGGAGGCGAAUCCAUCUAUGGAGGCUUUUUUGAAGAUGAAAGCUUUGCUGUCAAACACAACAAGGACUACCUGCUGUCUAUGGCCAAUAGGGGCAAAGAUACAAACGGAUCCCAGUUUUUCAUAACAACAAAACCGGCACCACAUCUGGAUGGUGUCCAUGUGGUUUUUGGCCAUGUAAUCUCUGGCCAAGAAGUAGUUCAAACUAUGGAGAACCAGAAAACGGAUCCAAACAGCAGGCCGUACGCUGAAGUGAAAAUCCUUAACUGUGGAGAACUCAUCCCUAAAUCUAAAGCAAAGAAAUCUGAGAAAAAGAAAGAGAAAGCCGGCUCCAAGUCCAGCGGUGGCUCCUCUGAUUCUGAAGCCUCCUCAAAGUCAUCAUCUGAGUCAGAAGAAUCAGAAAAAGAAUCCAAGAAGCGGAAAAAGAAGGCGAAGAAACAGAAAAAGAAACAGAAAAAGGAAGAAAAGAAAAAGUCUGUUGCUGAGAGCGUGGAGGAAAAGGAAAAAGAGCAGGAAGACCUGGUCACAUCUACUGUACGUCCUGAAGAAAUACCACCCAUCCCUGAGAAUCGUUUCCUCAUGAGAAGAAGCCCUCAAACAACCCAGACGUCAAACAAGGAGGAGGAAAAAGAUCAGAGGAAUAAGGAGGACAGGCCAAGACAAAAUGCAGCAUAUAAUUCUCUGUCAGCAUAUCAGAGACGGUUUGUGGUGACAACUCGAUCAGGCAGGAAGAUAAAAGGAAGGGGGCCACGGAGAUACCGAACCCCAUCACGCUCCCGCUCAAGGUCCAGAGAUCGAUAUCGGCGGAGUGAAACUCCUCCACACUGGCGUCUGGAGAUGCAGCGUCAGAGGAUGAGGGCAGUCACGGGAGAGAGAUGGAUUAAGGGUGACAAAAGUGAAAUGAAUGAGACUAGAGAUGAAGAAACAAAAGCUCCAAGGCGAGAGAGAAGGACCUCCAAUGCACAAGAUGAACACACAGAUGAGAGUAAAAAAGACAAGCGUAGGUCUCGUCGCUCUAAAAGCAAAGAAAACGACACCGUAGAAAAAGCAGACAAGGACAAGCAUAGCAAACACAAGGCCAAGAAAAAAGAAAAGUCUCGCAGUCGCAGUAAAAGCAAAGAAAAGAGUAGAAGGUCAAAAAGCAAAGAGAAGGCUAGCAAGCAUAAGAGUGAUGACAGAAGAGGUCGCUCAAGGAGCAAAGAAAAAUGUGUUGAUAAGAAAGAAAAGCAGUCGGAAUCUGAUCAAAGUAAAGAUGGACCGAAGGGUCAUGAAUCUGAUAAAAAGCAUGAAGACACAAAAAGUACCGAGGAGAGAACGGUCCAAAUCAUCAAACAACUGUCAAAGUCUAAAAGCAAAGAGCGAUCAUCUGCAAAGGAUGAGCGCAGAUCCAGGAGCAGAAACAGGGAUAGAGAUGAGCCAACAGCAUCCAAAGAUAAGGAAAAACGAGAAAGAAACAGAGGGAGAGAAAGAAGCCGAAGUCAAGACAGGCGACGCAACAGUGACAGGGAGGAUCGGAGAGGAGGAACGUCCAGGGACAAAGAUCGUCGGUCAAGAAGUCCUGACAGGAGCAAGACCAGAGACUCGCACCGAAGCAGGCGCUCCAGAAGCAGAAGUCACAGGAGAGACCGCAGCAAAGACCGAUAUUAUCGAAAAGACCGAAGCAGAGAUGCUGCCAACCAAAGGAGACGCCGCCGCAGCAGCAGCUCCGAGAGCGACAGAGCUGAUAAAAGGAGGCGACAAAGGAGCCCAGAUUCCUCAAGGAGAGCCAGGAGUUCCUCCAAAUCCAAAGACAGAAGAAGCCCGGCCAGACCUGACAGUACUAAAGGUAAAAAUAGAAGCGAUGGCAAAAAGAAUCGGUCGCGCUCCAGCUCUGACAGCGACUGAUUGUGGGCUUUAUUGAUACCAGUCUGUGAAAUUAUUUAGUCCUCAGUUUUUUGCAAAGCCAAGAUGAGUCUGUUCAAGCCAACUCCACACUGGUAAGUUAAUGGUUUACAGAUAAUUAAUAGUGACUGAGGGGGCAGAUCUGAACAUUUAAUUAAUCUCUGCAUAGAUGUUAUUUUACAUUUUCACAGUAAACCACAUUACCGUUUUUUUUUUUGU